Blepharisma stoltei is the source of this 798-nucleotide messenger RNA. The record is from the annotation of a GenBank genome assembly. NCBI's taxonomy places the organism in Eukaryota, Ciliophora, Heterotrichea, Heterotrichida, Blepharismidae.
AUGUAUUUAAAUCCAUUUGGUCCUGCGCGGCAAAUUGCAGACAAGCCAGAAACAUACGCUACUAUGGCUAUUCAAUCAAGAAAACCUCUCACAUUGGAUGCAUCAGCUUCAACUAAUCCUUUCGCUCCAGCUCAAGAGCACUUCUCAGCCUUCAUAUCUAGAGUUAAUCCAUUUCAAUCUUUCCAAUCUCCAAUCCAUGCAGUACAGUCAACUUACCAAGGUGCUCCAUCUGAGGAUUCUGAAGGUUAUGAGGGCUAUGAAGAUUCUGAGGCUUUUCAAGAUUAUGAAAGUUAUGAUGAUUAUGAAAAUUACGAGGAUUACAUAGGCCAUGAAGAUUAUGAAGACCAUGAAGACUAUGAUAACUAUGAAAACUAUGAAAACUAUGAAAACUACAUGAGCUACUAUGAAGACUAUGAAGACUAUGAAGACUAUAGAGAUUAUGAAGAAGAUGCAUUUGUUGAAGUUCCUGCAGACUUUGAAGAAGAUAUUUGGGCAAAAUUUACAUGGUGGGCAUCCAGCCAAAAUGAGGAGGUGCUAGAUAGUUCAGAGCUAGUUCAGGUGCAUGCAAGUAUGAGAAAUUGUGGAGAGGAGCUUACCAUAGCUGAAAGUCCUAAGAAAAAGAGCGAAGUGGUAGAGUAUAGGUCACCCGCGAAAAGAUGGAGAAAUGGUAAAAAUGGCGCUAUUAUUGAUGGAAUUAUUGAAAAUGAUGGAAAUAUUGGAGUUCGUGGUAUUAUUGAAGGUAAAAUGAAAAAUUUGUAUUGCAGCAGACAAUGGGCAAGCAAUAGCAAAAAGGAUUAA